Molecule: messenger RNA, 3066 nt
Organism: Ornithorhynchus anatinus (platypus)
Lineage: Eukaryota; Metazoa; Chordata; Mammalia; Monotremata; Ornithorhynchidae
Gene: RAB37
Product: RAB37, member RAS oncogene family
Exons: 10
Coding region: 434-1195 (253 amino acids)
Cellular component (GO): Golgi apparatus; endosome
Molecular function (GO): GTPase activity; GTP binding
Source: RefSeq, a predicted model, not a curated record
AGCGCAGGAGCCGCAGCGCCGUGGCUCGGAGCCCCGUCCCCGCUCCCCAGGACCGGCUAAGCCGAUUCCCGCCGGGCCCCAGCGCAGGGAGCACCCGCGGUACCAUCCCAAACCCCGCAACUCUCUGCGGGAGCCCAAGGAGUCCCGGGACCCUCGGGUCCUGCCGUCCCCAUCCGCCCUCCCGGGGAGCUGUCCCGGGUCCCGGGGCCGGAGAUUUUGCUUCCCACGGUGGCAAAAUGCGGGCGCAGCGGCGGGAUCUGUCCGGACUGUAGGCGCGGGGGGACGGGGGAGUCCCAGGCGGCUCAGGAGCAGAUCCCGAGGGUCCGCGCCGGUCGUCUAGCCCCGAGAGCUCAGCCCCCGACCCCGGGCCCAGUGGUAUUUCUGCAAACCCCGCUUCCGGCACGGGGGAGGGGCCCGAGUCGGGCCGUGGGAAAUGGACACAGCCCGAUCGGACAUCAUGGACCCGCCCCGGACUGCCGUCUUCCCGGAGGAGAUUCUGCAUAAGACGAUCCUGGUGGGAGACAGUGGCGUGGGGAAAACAUCUCUGCUAGUGCAAUUUGACCAGGGCAAGUUUCUUCCUGGCUCCUUCUCGGCUACCGUGGGCAUCGGAUUCACCGUGAUGCUGCUGGGAGACUCAGGUGUUGGGAAAACCUGUUUCCUGAUCCAGUUCAAAGAUGGGGCCUUCCUGUCCGGAACCUUCAUAGCCACUGUCGGCAUAGACUUCCGGAACAAGGUGGUGACCGUGGAUGGUGUGAAAGUGAAGCUACAGAUCUGGGACACAGCAGGACAGGAACGUUUCAGGAGCGUCACCCAUGCCUACUAUCGCGAUGCCCAGGCCCUGCUCCUUCUCUACGACAUCACCAACAGGGCCUCCUUCGACAACAUCCGGGCCUGGCUGACGGAGAUCUACGAGUUUGCCCAGAAGGAUGUGGUGAUCAUGUUGCUAGGUAACAAGGCGGAUGUGAGCGGCGAGAGAGUGAUCCGGUCCGAGGACGGCGAGUUACUGGCCAGGGAGUUCGGUGUGCCCUUCAUGGAGACCAGUGCCAAGACCGGCAUGAACGUGGAACUGGCCUUUCUGGCCAUUGCCAAGGAGCUGCAGCACCGGGCCGGACGGCGGGAGGACGAACCCACCUUCCAGAUCCGGGACUACGUCGAAUCCCAGAAGAAAAGACCAGGCUGCUGCGCCUUUUCGUGAACCUAGGGACCCAGAGGCUUGGGGAGGGGAACCAGCCCCAGGUCCCCCCGCCCCCAACCCCAGCCAAGCCCGGGGCAUCGCAGUUGCCUCGCGGGCACAGACCCAGAAAAGCGCGAGCUAGAUCUGCGGGGGACGGGCCCGUCUCCCCCGUUCCCCGGGACCACGCGCUGCUGAGCCGUUGGGCGGGGAGAGGGCCGAGGGCCCCAGGACCUAGGAGACAGACCCCUCCCCACGACUCCCCACUCCAGCGAGGGGCGGCCGACCCUCCCCCAGCCGGGCCCGCUCCUCCCCAGCAGGGAGAUGGAGCAGCGCCCAGACUUCUUGGGCCAAGGCCGCGACGCCGGCCGAACGGCGGCGGUACUGCGGAUGGCCGCCAGGGGGCGCCGCGGGAGCCGCUUCUCUGUCCGCCCUCUGGUCAUCGGGACUCCAGCGGCGUGACGCCAACGACCUCCCUAAGAAGAUAAACGCUAUGCUUUACUGCGUCACCCCGGGAUCCUGCCUUCGGGAACACUACCAAAGGAGGAAGACUGUGGUGACUAACAUCCCUCCUACUUGGGGGAGGGGGGCCUGCUCCAACUCUAACCUUCCUCCGUGCUUGCCACCCCCCGUGGACUUGACUAGCUGCCUCGUCCCAUCUCCGUGCUCCCCAAGGCCAGUGUUGACCACUGGGUCAGCCUAGGCCGACCACAGGAAACCGGAGAAGGGAAAAUGUGGAUGAAGGCUGAGUGAAGGCGAAAGUCUCCGGAGGGAUCGACCUCCCAGACCCCGGGAAAAUGAAUGUCGUCCUGAGGAGUCAGAGAGGCCACAGUUUGGGGAGAGGUUUGGGGCCUGCCCUUAGGGUGCAGCGGGACAAAGCGGGGGAAUGUCUAACUCUGUCCCCCUUUGCCAGCCCCCCACCCCUCUGAGGGAGGGGAUUUCUGGUGGCCCUCGCCACCCAACCUCCAGGCCUCCCUGCCGAGAUCUCCCCGAGCUGAAAGGACGUCCCCACCCUCUCUGGGGAUCCUCUGGUUCAGUGCUUUGGGGAUCCAGGAGGCAACGGGGCGAGGUCAGACUCUUGCUUCUCUGCAUCUUCACGUUGCAGUUUCUGCAGGCAAUCAAACAUUUCUAUCAGACAAACCUGCAGGUCUUCCCCCCCACCCCCCCCCUCCAAUGUGGUUGGGCCACAUUGACCCUGACAGUCCACCUCCCUCCCUGCCUGCCUGCCCCUCCCUCCGAGGAAAACUCAAGGAUCACUCCCAUGAGUCAUCUGGGCUGCCAGGCGCUCUUUGGCAAAAGGGAAGAAAGGUGCAGGAGCACCCUGUCCUCCACCCUGAGUUCACCUGGGUGGGGGCGGGGGUGGGGCCUCCUCUCUUUGUUGUAGGGCUCCGGCCUUGGUGUUGGGACGUGGGAUGGGCCCUCCCCACCCAGCCUAGGCCAGAAGCGGCCCCGGGAGCCGCUAGGGUGGAUUUCGGUUGCAAGGGUAGCUGGCUGGAAGGUUCCUGCUGCCAAGGGACCCUUAGAGCCACGCCUUCUGUCGCUCCGGGCUAAUCACAGAAGGUGUGAGGACAGGGCCCCUGUGUUUGCUCCGUCACAGCUUUCCUGCCCCCUCUUCCAGCAGCAGCCCGUAGCCAAGGAAGGACCCAGCUUUUAGAAGCUGGUGUGUGUGUGUGUGUGUGUGAUGAUUAUUACACCCCACAAUCUCGAGUCUCCAGGCAGGGGCGGGAAUUUGGGCCCCGCGUACCAAGUUGGCCAACUGGCAGGGCCGGACCCUCCCGAGUCGUUCCAGAGGGAUUAGCGAGGGUCCGGCCCGGCCCUUGGUUUGCCUCCGGGAGCCCCUCCAGACUUCAUUUGCACGUUUUUCAGAAUGAAACUGCGGUAUUUCUGAGUCGCUG